Messenger RNA from Nezara viridula (southern green stink bug), 9775 nucleotides. The record is from the annotation of a GenBank genome assembly. Lineage: Eukaryota; Metazoa; Arthropoda; Insecta; Hemiptera; Pentatomidae.
GUCAUAUUUUUUGUUUAUUGUUGCUUUAAACUGUAUAUAUUUGGUCGAUAAAAAUAAAUACACAUUGGACGGAUUAUUUAAUGUUAGCUGUUACGAAGCGUUACUAAGAAAAAAAUAAGAAUAGUAUUUAAGAUGCCCGAACCUCAGGCGACCUUUGACCAGAAUUUUCAUUGGUAUGAAUAUCUCGAAAAUUUCUUUAAUGUUGAACCAUUUUCUAUAGUAAAAGAGAUUAAUAAAACACAAAAGAGAAGAAGAGCUGGCAAAAGAAUAUCUCGGGGUCGACGAAAAAAAUUAAGAAAUUUAAAAGAAAAGUUGAGGCAAUACGUCCACAAGUGGGGUUCGGAAAGCAUGAAAAAUUUUCGUAACUAUAUUACAUAUUUACUAGAAACCGUUUUUGGAAAGUUUGGCGACAGAGAAAAAUUUGAAGUUUUAACUAAAGAACAUGAAGGUUAUUACAAGCAACGGAGUUUCUUCAUCGUUUAUGAUAUGUUGAAGAAAUACCUAAAAUCUAUUAAUACCAAUGAACUUUACAGUGGAGUUAUUGAUAAAAACUUACUGAAGGUAAUGGCUGGAAUCAGCGACUAUGUCCCAGCAGUAAAUUACAGCUCUUCGGAUGAUACACGGUCUGAUACAUCAUACACAAGCAUGACCUUCUCAAGAAUGAGCAAAAUUAGUUGUGUAAGGAAGCGGUCAAGUACUGCGAUCAGCAGGCGGGAAAGGGUAGUGGCCGACGAGGAACCAGACGAGCGCACUUUAGAAGCCGCUAAAGUACUUUCAGCAGCAAUAGAGAUACAUAAAAAUUACAUACAAUCUAUUGGCGAUAAAAAACCCAGAGAUGUUAAAAUUGGAGGUGAAAAAUUAGAUAAAUUCAAAAGAAUAAUGAAAAAGAAAGUAUUCGCAUUAGCCAAAGGUUCCAAAAAAAGGACAAUCCAACAAAACAAAAAGGGUUACAUGGAAUCCACAGAUGACAUGGCCUAUAACUUCAUGAAAAAGAUUCAAGAAAUCAAGGCAAAAAGAAGAUCACUAAAGAAAGCUAAUAAAGAAGCUUGUUACAAUAUUCUAUACCGGUAUUCUGGAAGAAGAAAAAAAAUUAGACAUGAAUCACCACAAAAAAUGCCAAGCGAAAAUGGUGACAAAAUUGAGGAAGAAGAUGAAGAAAAAAGAAUUGAAAGAAUCAAUAGGUGGGAAGAAAGUAGACAGCGAAAUUUAACUGUUAGAAAAAUAGAAAUGACUGAAGGAGACAGAGUACUUGCCAACAUUAAAAAGCAAGAAGACACGAAAAAAAAAGAAUUUCUUCUCAAAUGCCGUGAAGGUUUUGAAGAAUUAUUUAUCCUUCCUUCUCUACCCUUCUCAGAAGAACCAGUAAAACCAAGUCAAAGAGUUAGUAGUAUAAAAUCAAAUGAUUGGUUGAUUCACAAACCGUCCGAAAGAGUGUAUUACGAAAGAGAAUCAGCACCGGCCAAGACUGCAGAAUUGUCAGAAGAAAACUUACUUGAAUUGUGUAAGUCAUUAUCCAACAUAUCAGGUGAUGUAUCAGUAACCAAUAAUUUAAUUUCAGAAGAAUCAGAUAAAGAAAUAAGCACAGUAUCGGAAACUGAAUCAAUAUAUACUGACGAGUAUUAUUUAGACGAUAUCAGUGAAUGUUUUCGAGAAAUUGAAGAUGGGGCAUUCGUCCCUAGUUCAACUGAAUUAGCUAAAAGUUCUGACGAAUCUGAAUUAGACAAAGAUGAUUUAAUUGAAAACGAACAUAUAUGCAUUGAUUACAAAAUUGACGGGUUAACAGAUCAAACAACUUUUUUCAAAGAAAUAAAAAAAGUAAAGUCGGAGAAAAUUAGAAGUUAUAUAAAAGAAGAUGAGCUGAGCAUAACAAGCGAAUUAAUGCAAGAGCUGUGUGAAACGUCGGGUUCUGAAACAAGUGAUACCACUUACUAUUUUAAGCCACCGAAAGAAAAAAUUCCAGAAGAAAAACCGGAAAUUACUGCUCAACUAAUCAAUUUUAGAGGCAUGAAUCAUAGAAAACUACAAUUAUAUUUAAUGGAAAAGCAAUGCAAAGCUUCAAAUGUCAGUUCAGUUUCUGAAUGUAAUGUUUGGAACAAGGCUAUUUUUAAAAUAAAACAAAGAGAAAAAUGCUACUAUAAGAAAAUGGGUAUCAGCGAAUCCUAUGAACGAUUGAAAACAGAUAUAAAACACUUGAUCAAUAAAAUGUCAAUGGCCAAACAUAGUAGACCGGUUGUUUUGGAUUCGUCAGUUAAGGAAGAAUUUUUAGUAGAAUUAGGUGAAAAAAUGUUUGAAAACGUCAAUAUAGAUGAAAAAAAGAAAUUUCCCCUUGUUGACAGUGGCCCAGACCCAAAACCAGAAAAGGAGCUUGUAAAAAUUCCUAAAUCUCGUUCAUCAGAUCAGGUCUCUUCUUUCUGCCAAUCAGGUUCUUGUUUGAAAAAUUCAGAUUCUUCUGAGUAUAGUGAAAGAGAUUCCGAAGAUGCAAUGAAUCAAACUGAAAACAUGAUCAAACAGUUAAACUUGAGAGAACCGUACAAGAAAGAAAUCGAAGCCUUCAAACAAUACCAAGAAGGAAUUUACAAAGAUGUUCCAUAUGUCCAAACGAAUUUUCUUCCAAAUAAUGUAGAAAUUAAAAGACCAGCUAGUGCACCAAGCGAUAAUAGAAAACAAAACCAUCCACCAACAAAGAAAGGACUUUUGGGAAUUACUCAAUAUUCAAAUGUCGAUGAAAUCGUAUCAUGUAUAUUUUCGAAAUAUACAAAAGAUUCUGCUGAACAAGAGGAAGACAUGGAUAAAGGUCACACCAAGACUACUACUGGAACAGGAACCCAUUUACUAACAAAUUCCAAAAACAAAUUAGGAAUACCGUAUUCGCCUUCAACUCAAGAACUGGAUCUUCUGUUAAAUAAAUUACAUCCUGAUCUACAAAAAGAUGGCAUUAAACCAAUUACUGGUGCGAUUUUUAACUCAGAAUCUCAAGAGAAACCAAAGUGCACAUCAAAGAAAUGUAAAAAGGAUUCUGCUAAAAAAAAUAUUGAUCAAAUAAUAGACGUAGAAUCAUUACUUUCACGAGAUGCAAAAAGUAUUGAGAAUGACUAUUAUUCAGUAAUUAAAAGAAAACAAGUUGUGACAGACAACGACUUUGCUGAAAAUCAAAAAAUGGAAUUUAGGGUGAAAAUGAGUACAGUGAGAUAUACUACAUUAAACUCAGAAAAAGUUUGGCUAAAACAUCACCAUCCAGAUUGUUUAUAUUUUUUCAGAUCACUUUUACACCGAAGAAUACCCAAAAGCUUAAUUAAUUUAAAAUUGAGAACAACAAUUCCCUUUCUGAAACCCGAUAAUGAACUGUUUGAAUUACCACAUUACGCUCUACUUCAUACUCUUCUUCCAUCCAUCACUUAUAAUAGCGAUGAACGAAUAGAACAUAGAAUUCUUUGGGAUCGUCCUGAGAACUUCAGAAUACACUACAAUGAGUUAAGUGAUAAAGAUUAUGUUAGUGAUGUACCUCAACUUGCGUUUUCAAGUAACUCAGUUGGGGUCGUCUCGACAGUCGAUUCCUAUCUUUCUGCAGAAGAAGAGGAAUCAAAAUACAAAAUAAAUCAAUUUGACCCUUUGCAAACAACAGACCUUAAUUGGUUGCAUUGGAAUCCACCUGAAUACAAUAAUUGUCUUAGCAAUAAGAACAUGAAGCGGGUAAUGCAAGACCUGGGGGCAGCCCCUGAUAUUUAUGAUAAGUUGGAAAUUCUGCUUAAAAAUAAAAAACUUGGGUAUGCUCCUAUGAAAGAAUUAUUGAGCAAUAAUCAAGAAAAGCUGUUUCACUAUGUGUGUUCACAAUUUCUAAAUAAAUUUUCUAUCAAGUAUCCAAAAAGGUUUUUGAGGCUGUUGUUUUUUGCUUACAACCAACACGGUAUCCAGAAACACAUCUGUACAUUUAUAAAACCUACUAGAUUGAAAUUACCCUCGUUGGCUGACUGGCAGGGUUGUGCAAGAUUUAUAACAAAUCGUUUCCACCACAUACCUUUGACAGAUAAUAAUUACCCGCCCUUACAGCUAAAUGGACCAGAUAAAACUCUGUAUACCCAGACAGGUAAUCUCUAUGAACUGGCAAUAUUAUUAGAAUCUAUGUUGUUGGGAGCAGGGUAUGAUGCUUACAUAGUAUCAGGGAUGGUUACUCAAGUCAGAGCCCAUGGUUUUAUGGAAGAAUAUUCUCCAAACCAAAACGAUAUUAAAGCACCUGAGAUUGAAUUCAAACGUGAAAACAGUGAACAACUAAUCACAAUAGAAACAUUUUUCAAAGGAUCAGAAAGAGAUAGAUUAUCAGAAAGACUAGAAAAGCAGUUCAAGGAAGAACAAAAAUUAUUGGAAGAGAUAUACAUAGAGAAAUCGGCACAAAAGGGAGGAUGGAAAGACCGCGUACAUGAUAAAUACCAACAGUACAUUGGAAAAAUGGCAACUCCACAAGGUAUAGAUUUAAUAGAAAAACUUAAACAAGAAAUCAAAGAACGUCAAAUGAGAAGAAAGAGUACAAAGGAAUUAGAAAAAUUGCUAAAAAAGCUGCAAGCAGAAAGAAUAAAAUUUUUACAGGAAAUGAGAACAGACGUAGUAUUACAAGAGGAUGCUGGGACAUUAGAAGAAGAAUGCAAAAAAUAUCUUUAUCCUCCAGAUGUAGAAAUCAAGAGUACUUAUGUUCAGAAAAUGAAAUUGCGGAGAUUAAAAGAAAAAAUAGAAGAAAAGUUAUUAAAGGAACAAGCAGGAGAAGAAAGAAGAAAAAAAGAAAACGAAGAGAGAUAUUUCAAGCAUCGAUAUGCAAAAUAUCUAGCAACAGUACGUUUAGCCCCUACAAUUAAAACAGGAAGAGAAUACGAAGAAGAAAAAUUGAGAUUCUUUGAAGAUAUGAGAGAAUAUAUCGGUGAAAAAAUAGAUGUAUUUGACCAAGUUAUUGAAGAAGAAAGAGAAAGUAUUCUCUAUGAAGAUUUGCACUUUAUUAAAGAUGAUGUAUAUAAAUUAUACUUUGGGGAAAAAACUAAGAAGGAAAGAGCAAGAAAAAUUAAAAAAAGUGAAAAAGAAAAAUCCAAAGAUAUAAUAAUUGAAGGAGAAGUAUCAGAUAAGAAACUUACCGAAAUAAAGGAACGUAGGGAAACAGUACACAUUAGUGAACACGGCAUGACAACAGAAAAUGUUCCCUUUUUGAAAGAAACUGAAAGAGAAGAUGAAGAAGGCAUUAGUGAAGAAAUGUCAGAAGAAGAAAUUUUUGAAUUUCAGCCAGCAUCGGAACUAGAACUUCCAAAGAAAAAAAAAGUAAACAAAAGAGCAGUAAGAAAAUUGAGAGCAAAAUUAGAAAAGACUUUUCCAACAUUUCAAGGAGAACUGCAAUCAAUUCCAACCAAAGAACCUGAGCCAAUAGAAAAAGUUAUAGCUAUUAAUCCAGUCAUAUAUUGCUGGAUUUUAAUAAAAAAAAACGACUUUGACAUCAAACAAGAUAGCUUCUUAGAUAUAAAUACUGGAUUAUUGUAUUCAACAAUGGACAAACAAUGUCUUAGGAUUGACUGUGUUUGGAAUGAUAAAAACUACUACAUACCUUAUUACCAAAGGAAACAUAAAAAAAAUACUAGAAUGUUCGACUUCAAAGAUGAAAAUCUCUGGUGGCAUUUGUUAUGUGGUGAGCCAAAGAAAUAUCAACAACUUAGACGAUCUAUGAGGGAUAUUGUAGAUCCUAUGAUCCAAAAACAUUUGGAAGUGCCAAGAACCUGGGUAGGACACAUGAAAUUUCCAAAAAAACGAUUUGAUAAAUUCUUCAAAGAUGAAAAAAUGAGAGUUUUCCGCUACAAGAGAGUAAGAAUUGACUUGUAUGAAUAUGGUGUAACGUAUGAUGGAAUUAGAAAAAGAGUUAUUGAAUUUUAUAAUAUGCAGCAGACACGUGUAAAAUGUAUUCGUGAAACAUUUGAAAAUAGAAAUGAUUUUCUUGUUUACAGAACCAAGUUUUAUAGAAAUGGAAAAAACAUUAAUAUUGAUAAUGAUGCAGUGAAAAUUUCAGAAGUAUUUGAACCUGGAAGAGCAGAUAAUCUGAAAUGUUUCAGAGUUUAUCAAUAUCCUGAUGGGAGACGACUAAUUGACAUGUUUUUCUAUUCUGAAUUUAGAAUAGAUUUUCUAAAAAUGUAUUCCAUAUCCCCAACACGCUUAAAAAUGCAAUUUUUGAAGGGAAGAACAGACCAAAUGGUAAAGUUAAAAAUGAGCUAUUAUGAAAACACAUUUUUGGAAGAACAAUAUCACAGAGAAUCUCGUUUUAAUAGAAUAGUGAUAACAUAUCAUCAAAAACCAAUAUAUCUUCAUUACCUUAAACUCGCAGGAUACUUCCAAGAUCCCCCUAUUAGAUUAGAUAUUGAUUUAAAAGUUGGACUUUCUUAUUAUUUCUUUAAAGAUGAGGGGGAGAAAGAACUAAAAUUUGCAAUGUGGGAGCUUCAUUAUAACAUAGUUGAAGAAACAUUUAUCAGUCCAAAUAUACAUCCUAAUAGGGUAUAUUUUUUUGGAUCAAGUGAAGAAAGGAAAAGCACUCUUGAAAGGGAAGUUAUGUUAGAAAGAGAGCGUUCAGACAAAAUCAAAUAUUUAAACUUGGCUCGUAUUACAGAAAAAGAGUGCCAUGAUAUAAUAAAACAAAGAGUUGAUGAUGAAAAAAAUAUUUUAAUUGAUGUAUCAAGAAAAAGCAAGUGGGCUCCAGGAGUGGCAGAAAAAUUGAAGAUUGAACAACUAUACCUUAUAGCAGAAAGAGUGGAGAGAAGAUUAAACAUCUUGCGGGAGAAAAAUAUUUUAAAUUAUUUUGAGGAUUUAGCAGAAGGAAGAAAAUUAGAUUUUAUAAUAAUGCAGUUAUUGAAAUCAAUAGCAGGAGAAGAAUUUAAUCUUAAAGUAGCUCAACUUAUAAACCAAUUAUUGAAGAAAUACAAAAAGGCACAGAAAAAAGGAUGCCCAUCCGCAAAAGUUUUUGCUACGGUAGCUGAAAAAUUUUGUAAUUUUAUUGAUGCAUACAAAGUCUACUAUCACAAGCAUUCUCAAGAAGCAGAAGAAUACUAUAAGCGUUAUAAUGAAGUUGAAGAUGAUGGAUCUGAAAAUUUAAUAAGAAAAUAUAUUUAUGGAGAAGAUUUUACAGACAACAUUUCUAACCUAAAAAAUGUCUUAGGAUUAUUUAGUCCUAAAAGUAUGGCUUUAUGGUUUGAUAAAUGGUUCAAAAAAGAAAUAAACAAAUAUGGAACUGAAGAUGUUGGUGAAAUGAUAAAAAGUAUAGAUGAAAUUCUGUUAUUAAGAGAACCAAAAAUUAAACCAAUAAAUACAAGCUUUUGGAAGGCAUUAGGGGAAUUUGAAAAUACUGUGGAAUCCAAACAAGAAGCCAUACUAACUUCAGAUAAAUCUAGUGCUUCAGCAGCUUCAGAUUCUAUAGCUAAAAAUACAGAAACUAAGAAACAAGAAAUGGAAACUACUGACACUGACACAGAUGAUCUAUGUGAAACAUUAUUAGCAAGUUAUAUUGAUAAGAGGUAUGACAAACCAGAAAAAGAGAGAAUUCUACAAGAAGAUAUUGGAAUAUACGAUGAGCAAGAAACAUCUUCAAGAUCAAGAAAUAAUGUAUUUUCAAUAGAAGAAAAAGAAGAAGCUAAUUUAGAAAAUGUUUUUACACAACAAAUAAAGAAGCUAGUGAAGAGAUAUGGCAUUGUAAAUAUUAAAGAAGGACUUAUCAACGUUGGUAUGGAGAAAUAUUUGUAUAAUCUACAAAAAGAUAUAGGAAAUGUAGACUGUGUUUUAUUUGGGGAAGAAUCCAAUAAAAAAGAAUUUGAUGAGUUUAAAAAAGAGCUUUUGAAAAGAAGGAAAAUGAGAAAAAUGAAAAAGAAACAGGAUGUAGACAAAUUGCAUGAAUUAGAAUUAUCUCACUCAGCAGGUUCAACAACCAGUUUCCAUGAUAAUAUUGAAAAAGCUCUCUCGGAUUACCCAUGGAAUUUAGAACCAAAAAAUUUGCAUAAAGACCUCAAAGUCAUGGUAGAAACUCUGGAAACAGAACUUAUGAACUGCAAUCUUAAACAUUAUUCUGUGCCUCAGCCAAUAUUAGCCAGCAAGUUGGAAAAACCAGAAAGUUCAACAGAGCAAAUUUUACCUGGAUGGGCAAUUACAAAAAAACAAAGUAAACAAAAAAAAAAAAUAAUACCUCUUAUUAAGAAAUCAAUGGAAGGAAAAAUGGAAGCCAAUCAACAGAAAUUAUUAAAAAACAUCGUUUUCAAGUUGAUACUAAAAGAUCAAAAGGAUAUUAGUCCUGAAGAGCUAGAAAAGGUAUUCAAAAAAUUUUCCGAAGGUAAAGAUGCUUGGGGUCCAGGUUGGAAUAAUUACGGUGACAGAUUGAAACAGCUGUUAACUGAAACCUAUCAACAGAAAGUAUUAGAAUCAGCCCUCGAAGACUACAAGUUUCAAGAAAACUAUUUAGGUCUACAGGAUUUGGCCAGAGCUAGGGAGCGCUUUACCAAGUAUGAAUAUACAGAUGUACCAUUUGAAGAAUGUGAAAUAUCACCGAGUGAAAGCUUCUCGGAAAAGACAAAAUUGGUUGCAUCUGAUCCUUUUAUGGAUCUCAUUGACACCAAGAAAAGAGGAGGAUAUUUACCUUCUUUGGAAGAUAUGAUCACGAGAAAAAAUAAAUUAAAAGAAUAUGAAAGGAAAAGAUUAGAAAGUUUAUCACAUAAAAAAGAUUUAGAUAAAAAGAAAGAAAAAAAACUUAUAGAUUGUGAAAAAGAAAAACAGAUUCAAAUGUUUCCAGAAAUAGAAGAUACUUUCAGAGACAAGUCUUGGUUUAAUGAAGUUUAUUUAGAACAGAGAGACAAAUAAAGUUGGGCAAUAUAGAAUCUUCUUUCUUUACAUCUAUAAGACAUAUUAGUUCAUUACAGGCAUCUUAAAUCUAUAACAGAUAUAACAGAGGUUUUAAAAAGUUUUAUCAGAGGAUCGAGAAAAAAAUAAAAUUGAGAAAUAUAGUUUUCUUUCUUUAAAUCUAAUACAUAAAUAUAUCUUUGCCUAAUAGAUACAUAAAAUGAGGACCAAUAUUGAAAAGUGUCCUUCUUCAUCGAUUGUUUAUCGAUAUGAGACUCUUACAUGAAUAAUUUGUUCACUGCAUAAUUGAGUACAAUUCACAGUGCAACCUCACAUUCCUAUAUAUUCCUUCUCAUUCCCUCACACAAUGUCACAUAAAGGAGUGAAUACCGGGGGAUGUCUACUACAAUUAUCAAAAUCAUGAAGCCAAAAAAUAAAUGCAUCAACUUUAUUUUUAUAUUAACAUUAGGCCAAUAUAUUCAAAUGGCAAAUAAAUUCUCAUCAGCUUGAGUUGAACUUGGACCAUUAGGAAUCAAUCAUUGCCUAAAUCAAAAUCACCAUACAUUAGAUCUUAACACUUUAAAUGAACAUCAAAAGAAAGGAAAAUUAAUAAAUUUGGAAGCUUAAUUUUCAUUUUCAGUAUUCAAAUUAGUCACAAUUUUGUUUCAAAAAUCAUAUUUUUUGUACUUGUGAAAAAGGAGAAUAUAAAAUUCGAACAAAAAAAAACCAGGUGCUGUGCACACAUCAUACAACUUUCACUUACCACCCUACCUUGAGUUGCAAAUAUUUUAGGUAGAUGUUUUCACAUAUAGAGAAGUGAAAGUAAAUAUUAUGGACAAUAUAAGAUAAUCAUUUAAAGCAAUAAAUUAUCAAACAAAAAUUGAUUUUAAGAAUGGGAACAAUAUACUAAGUUCAAUUGUGGUGCGGUCCAGAGCACGGAUGU